This is a messenger RNA of Gossypium arboreum, 1238 nucleotides long. Its product is annotated as probable proteasome inhibitor. Bases 194 to 1099 code for a protein of 301 amino acids. The transcript is spliced from 9 exons. Gene Ontology annotation, biological process: proteasome-mediated ubiquitin-dependent protein catabolic process. The record is from RefSeq and is a predicted model, not a curated record. Gene Ontology annotation, molecular function: endopeptidase inhibitor activity; proteasome binding. NCBI's taxonomy places the organism in Eukaryota, Viridiplantae, Streptophyta, Magnoliopsida, Malvales, Malvaceae.
AAAUUCAAGCCCAAAUCCACAGCUUUAGUUGACCUGUCAUAUCUCUGCUUGCAGCAUAAGUUAACUUCACACUAUAGAACCUCUACGGACACUCAAAAAUCUCGAACCUUUCCUUAUUCUACAAACUCAUUUGAUCACUUAUCAGACACCCAAAUUUUGUAAUCGAUCAAAAAACAAUUUUUUUUUCUUCAAUAUGUCGAACGAGAGAUCAGUAAUGGCAGUCAUUAGAGCGGCGAGACCUUCCUUUAGAAACGACACCGACAAGAUCGCUUUUGCCGUUCACGCCGCUUUUCUUUCAUCGGGUUUUGUCCUUACCGCCGUCGGUCCUAACGCUUUAGCCGAAAACGUUAUCUCCUCGCCAUCUACUUAUGAAGUGGGAAUUGAUAAUUGGAACCAAUUUGAGGAUCAUUACGCGUUUGUUUAUGCAAAUCCUGAGAAAGGAUCGAAUAAAGUGUUGGUUAAAUGUCUUUUAAUGAAUGGGAAAUUGCUUGUUGAUGCUUUAGCUCAUGGCAGUUCUCAGCCUGUUCAUCUUGAAAUAGAUAUUAGUAACUAUGUUGGAGAGAAUGGAAAUGGAAAUUACUCUGCUCAGUAUAAGAAUUUAGAUAAGUUGGUGAGUAAUUUGGAUAAAGAAGUUAUAUCCAAGUUAUAUGGUUCGGUUUCGACUUCGGGUUCAUCAAACAAUCCAUCUAGCUUAGAAACAGGGUCAAGGCGCAAUGUGAACGGUGAUGGUGUUAGAAUAAAUGAACCAACAGGCCCUCAGCCUCAUCCUUCAGGGGUAGUUAUUCCUCCCGUUAAUCCGGUAGGUGGUAGUGAUUUGUUUCCUGGGCCUGGUGCUGGAAUGUAUCCUACCAGGGGUGAUUUCGGUGGCGGCGACAUGCUUCUAGGACCAAAUGAUCCUCGUUGGUUCGGUGGACUUGGUGGAGAUCACGGUUUCCCUGGCGCACAACCGGGUGUUCCUCCUGGUGCUCGUUUUGAUCCAUAUGGUCCACCUGGUGUUCCUGGUUUUGAGCCUAAUCGAUUUAUCAGAAAUCCGCCACGGAGGCCUGGUGGUGGUACUCAUCCGGACCUAGAGCAUUUUGGGGGUGGGGAUUUUAUAUAGAUUAGAAUUUAGGGUCCUUUUGGUUUGUCCAUGAAUUUGAUAUCUUUUACUAUUCUGUUAAAUAUAAGUGAAGGAUCUAAAGAUUAUACUUAAAAUAAUAUAUUAAGCAUGUUAAUAGUGCUUUUUCUUUGAUAACAAA